Molecule: messenger RNA, 1218 nt
Organism: Cylindrotheca closterium
Lineage: Eukaryota; Bacillariophyta; Bacillariophyceae; Bacillariales; Bacillariaceae
Source: the annotation of a GenBank genome assembly
AUGAGGCAACUUCAAACAUGCAUGGAGCUCAUACUGCUUGCUGGAUUGUAUUCACAUCAAGCUGACGCGUUUGGCACUGGCCUGAAAGCAAGUCCGCCACGAUCGGCAACCUUAUUCCCUUCGACGAGACAAAACGUUGAAUCAUCGUCAAAUUUCGCACGACCGAUAGAUCGAAUCUUUGCUUUGCAAAGCUCAGCCAUCGAUCCCGAUGAUGGUGAAGCAAUCUUUAAAGCAGUGGAUGAUUCGUCCAUGGGAAAGAAAGAAAGCUCCACAAAGCGACUUCUCUGGGCGUGCAUGGUCCUCAUGUUCGCACAAUUCUCAUCCAACUUCCCAACAUUCUCAACCGUUCCAAAAAACGUUGCAUCGGCAGCUGUGACGGCAUCUUUCAUCCGAGACUCGCGAACGGAUCGACGAGUGUCAGUGAAGCAACUUCUUGCGAUCGCUCUUCUUGGAUGGCAAUUGAUUCCUCAAGCAGGCAACCUGAUUGCUUCCGCUUCCACUGUGAUAUCACAAUGUUCCAAUUGGUACGUUGGGAUUCUGGAAUCAUUUCCAAUAUUGACAAAAUCCUGUUCGUCCGCGAUUAUUGGCAUCAUAGGAGACACCUGCGCUCAGCAAAUUGAAGAGAGAACAAGAGUCAAGAAAGAAGGACCUACUGCUUCACCUAUCAAGUAUGACAGACGAAGAGGCUUGUCGAUUGUUGCAGAUGGUCUUUUCAUUACUGGACCCAUCUUGCAUUUUGUAUACGAAUUUCUAGAGAAGCUCAUUCCUGUCUCUGGAAGUGCUCUGCCGCCAUCAUUGGCUGCCCUCUCGCAAGUGCUUCUCGACGAUAUCUUCGUCGACUCUUUGUUCGUUGCAACGACCUUUAUCUCUACCGGACUUACAGAAGGAUACGGAAAGAGAACUCUUACACAAUUCAAGACAGACUUUUUUCCCACCCUUAAGGCUGGUUGGGCGGCUAGUCUCAUGCUCAUGCCACUGGAGUUCACUUGCUUCCGGUUCCUUCCCGUGAGCUUUCGCGUCCUAGGCAUGAACUUUGUGGACAUUGUCUGGGACGGUGUCUUGAGCUUUCAAGUUCACAAGAGCCGAAUCCGAAUGGCACGGGAAGAUGCCGAAACUGCCCAGCCGGAAGAACCACAACCACAAGGGUUCCACGAAGGAGGAGAGACCCCAUCAUCAUGUGCUGCUGCUACACCGGAAGGCCUCUCCUUUGCGACGUAA